This is a messenger RNA of Propithecus coquereli (Coquerel's sifaka), 1776 nucleotides long. It is a transcript of the gene CUEDC1, whose product is annotated as CUE domain containing 1. The coding region runs from base 306 to 1469 and encodes 387 amino acids. Gene Ontology annotation, molecular function: ubiquitin binding. The record is from RefSeq and is a predicted model, not a curated record. The transcript is spliced from 10 exons. Lineage: Eukaryota; Metazoa; Chordata; Mammalia; Primates; Indriidae.
GUGGGACCGUCCCUGGAGCGGGCGCCAGGAUGCCCCGGGCGUGUGGGUGACCGGCUGUCUGCCCAGGCCCGCAUGCCGCCGCCCCGCGAGGACUGCUCCCCGAGGGCCGCCUGGGGCCCCGCGCCCCGUGUGUCCUGACAAGCAGCCCCCAGCAGCCCGUUGCCACCCGGCCGCCCUAGGGGCGGAGGCGCCGCAGGAGUGAGCUUCCCGGGCCCGCGGAGCAAGCAAGCGGCCGACGGUGGAGGGACCCUGGGGAACGGGCUUCGCGGCUGGCUGGAAACAUUUUCCCCAAGCGGUUCCGCAAAAUGACCAGCCUGUUCCGUCGGAGCAGCAGCGGCAGCGGCGGGGGCGGCACCGGCGGGGCGCGCGGGCCCGGGGCCGGAGGCGGCGCGGCCGCAGCCCCGCAGGAGCUCAACAACAGCCGGCCGGCCCGCCAGGUGCGCCGCCUCGAGUUCAACCAGGCCAUGGACGACUUCAAGACCAUGUUCCCCAACAUGGAUUACGACAUCAUCGAGUGCGUGCUGCGCGCCAACAGCGGCGCCGUGGACGCCACCAUCGACCAGCUGCUGCAGAUGAACCUGGAGGGGGGUGGCGGCAGCGUCUACGAGGACAGCUCGGACUCAGAGGACAGCAUCCCCCCGGAGAUCUUGGAAAGGACUUUGGAACCUGAUAGCUCCGACGAAGAGCCCCCGCCUGUGUACUCCCCACCAGCCUACCACAUGCACAUGUUUGACCGGCCUUACCCUCUGGCUCCCCCCACGCCACCUCCCCGGAUCGACGCGCUAGGCUCGGGACCUCCUCCGAGCCAGAGGCGCUAUCGGAACUGGAACCCACCACUGCUGGGCAACCUUCCCGAUGACUUUCUCCGCAUCCUGCCCCAGCAGCUGGACAGCAUACAGGGUAACCCGGGGGGCCCCAAGCCUGUGAGCAGAGAAGGAGGCCCACCUGUCACAGCCGGGCCUGGGCCCGGAGACCAGGAGAGCCGCUGGAAGCAGUACCUGGAGGACGAGAGGAUCGCGCUCUUCUUGCAGAACGAGGAGUUCAUGAAGGAGCUGCAGCGCAACCGCGACUUCCUCCUUGCCCUGGAGAGAGAUCGAUUGAAAUACGAAUCCCAGAAAUCCAAGUCCAGCAGUGUGGCUGUCGGAAACAACUUCAGCUUUCCCUCUCCUGUCCCAGGAACUGGUGACGCCAACCCCGCUGUGUCUGAAGAUGCCUUAUUCAGGGACAAGCUGAAACACAUGGGAAAGUCCACCCGGAGGAAGCUGUUUGAACUCGCCCGAGCCUUCUCUGAGAAGACCAAAAUGAGGAAGUCAAAGAGGAAACACUUGUUGAAACAUCAGUCGCUAGGGGCUGCCGCGUCCACAGCCAAUCUCCUGGACGAUGUGGAGGGCCACGCUUGUGAUGAAGACUUCCGGGGAAGGCGGCAGGAGACCCCCAAGGUGGAGGAAGCCCUGCGAGAAGGACAGUAAGAGGUGACAGCAGCUCCUCCUCUCCGGAGGUGAUGUGACCCCGUGGGGACAGCCAGAGUGCAACACUGGCCCCCAGCUGAAGGGCCCAGCUGCAGCCAGAGAUGGUGCUUGACAACCGAGGCCUAGUGGUCUUCCGGCCACAGUCCAGCCCAGCCACUGCCAUUUUCCUUGGGACUUAGAACUUCGGAGUUGCCAUCCUGCCAUCAGAGGAAGGACCUGGGGCUAGAGGCACCAGCCAAUCAGAGCCCCUUUUGUAGCCAGGCUUUUCUAUGGGCAAGGAGUGGAAAUGCGGGGACCAACUCCCCUU